This is a messenger RNA of Nanorana parkeri, 1662 nucleotides long. RefSeq names its product protein FAM111A-like. Bases 1 to 1662 code for a protein of 553 amino acids. Lineage: Eukaryota; Metazoa; Chordata; Amphibia; Anura; Dicroglossidae. The record is from RefSeq and is a predicted model, not a curated record. The transcript has a single exon.
AUGUCUUCUGAAAAUGUCCCUGUACGUUUCAAGUGGAUUAAAAAAUCAAAAACCAGACUGACCACAAUUAGCACAAGCCCACACACAGCUAUUAUUGAUGCGCUGAAGACAUCUGAUACAUUUAGAAAGUAUCACAAGAAAGAAGCACAUUCUCUAAUUAUACAUGGUAACAAAAUUCGUGCACAGAUCAACCCAUUGGCUCCUUGUGGAGCUCUAAGGAAAGAUGAAGAACUUGAACUAAGGGAUAGCAAGUCUUCUAAGCAGAAAGCACUGGAGACGACAUCUUACCCAAGCUGUAUUGGAGGUGUUUUCAUUAAAGUGAACAAGAAAGGGAGGACCCUAGGUGGACAAUCCAAGAUCAUAUUACAUAAUAAGGAAUCAAGUAAAGAUGGAAUACCACUCGCUGUCUUCGGAUACAAAAAGGAAACUGUUGAGAAAGCACUCCUCAAUGAUAAGAGGUUUGAUGUGUUUGGCUCAUUUAAACUUGAAGGGACAAAGGGGGAAACAUACGACAGCCAUGUGCAAUUGGCCCAGCUGCCAGAUGACAUGUACACUGUUAUAGUACCUCAGACAAACAGGGAUAACAGUUCAAAUCCACAAGAGCCUAAUAAGUCCUCGAAUCCACCAAAUAAUGACCUCAAUCAGUUUGUCCCCACUGAAGCUAUGAAGAAAACAGCUGAGACUCUUAGUGAAAAUUUUAGGGCGUAUGUCAAGUACCAUGGGGGCCUUAGAAAAGCCUGGCGUUUCAUGAAAAAGAUGUACUGUAACAAUAUGAAGGAAAGCCGCUUAUCCACACACACCCAUAGAAUGCUUGUACAACGUGCAGAUAGUGUAGGUUGCAUUGUGAGUACACAGAGUGGUAACAGAGAAGCCCUUGGCACUGGCUUCCUUUUGAAUGGGUGUGUGGGUCUCACCUGUCACCAUGUAGUUGAGAAUUUAUUGAAUACAAAUGAUCUAGCGAUAAUAUUUAAAUAUGAUAGGGAGGGACAAUCUUUACAAGAAAUCCAGUUUGUUCUCCAAAUUGAAAUUAUUUUUCAUAAUAAAGAUGCUGAUUUUGCCUUUUUUCGAAUACCUCCGCAUCUCAACUGGCCAGGGGGUUUGUUAAAACAUGUAGUUAUCCCCCCAGUUAAUGGUCGUGUGAGUAUCAUUGGACAUCCUUGUGGUCAGUACCAACAGAUUGAUCCAGAAUGUUCAGUGAUCAACCUCUAUGAUCGCGUUGAUGAGAUUAAAGAUAAAAUUGCGAACGACCCAGCAUUCCUCAAUAUUUUAUCACAGUACAAUUUUUUGGAGAUGGCUAACCCACGAUUAUUGACCUACAAUACAUGCUUUUAUUUUGGGUCUUCUGGUUCCCCAGUUUUCAAUGACAGUGGAGAGCUUGUGGCGAUGCACCAGGGAGGGUAUGCAGUUAAGAAUCUGCGUAAAACAGAAAGUCCAAUAGAGUUUGGCAGGAACAUUGUUGAUAUUGUAAUUUGUGGAGCUUUGGAAAUAGAAGAUUUACGUCUACAGUUUAAGAAUGUUGUUGAACAAAAUGAAUCACUUCGUGAAUAUAUUAAAUCUGGUCAGCAUCCAACUCGUAUGCAGCCCAUUAUCAGACAACUUUUACAACUGUGGGAAAUCAAUGACAGCGGUGUUGGUGGCGAUUCGGAUAUGGAAAUGUCAUAA